CCACGCGACUCAGCACUCAACACUCACAACACUCAGCACUCAGCAGUGUUGAUGAGCAACAAAGUUCGUAUCUUUCCUCAGCUUCAUGCCCCGUGAUCGCUUAUGCACUUCUCUAUUACCUCACCUACUCAUCAUGCAAUUCAAGGUUUCAAGUAUGAUUUGAAUAUGCUCCAGACCGAGUUGUCUUUCACUCAAUUUAAGGUUGCUUCUGGAACGUCCUUGUAUGCGUUUGCUGUUUAUUCAUAAAGAUGGAGCGCACCAGAUUUAACAUGAGGGGUCGUAACUCUGGUUCAACUCCGUCAGAAGAAUCAUCUUUGGACCUUGAAAGAAAUUGUUGCAGUCAUUCUAAUCUGCCUUCACUGAGUCCACCAACACUACAACCCUUUGCCUCGGCUGGGCAGCACUGUGAUGGCAAUGCUGCCUACUUCUCAUGGCCAAGCCGCUUGAAUGAUGCUGCGGAAGAGCGAGCAAACUAUUUUUUAAAUCUACAAAAGGGGGUACUACCUGAAACACUUGGUCGGUUGCCAAAGGGGCAGCAGGCAACCACAUUGCUUGAACUCAUGACAAUUAGGGCAUUUCACAGCAAGAUACUGCGUUGUUACAGCCUUGGUACAGCAAUUGGUUUUCGCAUACGGCGAGGUGUAUUAACAGAUAUUCCUGCCAUUUUAGUAUUUGUUUCGAGGAAAGUUCACAAACAAUGGCUCAGCCCAAUCCAAUGUCUACCCACUGCUCUUGAGGGGCCUGGUGGAGUAUGGUGUGAUGUAGAUGUGGUGGAAUUCUCUUAUUUUGGUGCCCCAGAGCCAGUUCCAAAGGAACAGCUGUAUACAGAGAUUGUAGAUGACUUGCGUGGGGGUGACCCUUGCAUUGGUUCAGGAUCUCAGGUGGCAAGCCAGGAGACAUAUGGAACUUUGGGUGCCAUUGUUAGGAGCCAAACAGGUAGUCGGCAGGUUGGUUUUCUCACAAAUCGACAUGUCGCAGUUGACCUGGAUUAUCCGAAUCAAAAGAUGUUUCAUCCUCUUCCACCCACCUUGGGGCCUGGGGUUUACCUUGGUGCAGUAGAGCGAGCAACUUCAUUUAUAACAGAUGAACUUUGGUAUGGCAUAUUUGCUGGAAUAAACCCAGAGACUUUUGUGAGAGCCGAUGGCGCAUUUAUUCCUUUUGCCGAUGACUUUGACAUGUCCACUGUUACUACUGUAGUGAGAGGCGUUGGAGAUAUCGGUGGUGUAAAAAUUAUUGACCUACAGGCACCAAUUAGUAGCCUUAUUGGAAAACAGGUGGUGAAGGUCGGAAGAAGUUCCGGCUUAACUACAGGCAUUGUUUUGGCUUAUGCCUUAGAGUAUAAUGAUGAAAAAGGAAUAUGCUUUCUAACAGAUUUUCUUGUGGUUGGCGAGAACCAGCAAACGUUUGACCUCGAAGGAGACAGUGGAAGUCUCAUCAUGUUAAAGGGUGACAAUAGCGAGAAACCACGACCAAUUGGGAUCAUAUGGGGAGGAACGGCUAAUAGGGGCCGCCUUAAGUUGAAAAUUGGGCAACCUCCUGAGAAUUGGACUAGUGGGGUUGAUCUAGGCCGUCUUCUCAAUCUACUUGAACUCGAUUUGAUAACAACAGAUGAAGGACUAAGAGUGGCGGUGCAAGAACAAAGAGCUGCUUCUGCAACCGCGAUUGGCUCUACAGUUGGCGACUCAUCAACCCCUGAUGCUAUGCUUCUGAAAGAUAAAUCCGUAGAUAAGUACGAGUCACUUGGUCUUCAGAUUCAGUCCAUUCCCUUAGGAGUUGAGACUAGCAACCAAGACAUGAAACCGUCGACUAUGGAGACUGAAUUUCAGUUAGAAGAUGGGAUCAAGGUAGCUCCCAGUAUCGAACACCAGUUCAUCCCGAGUUUCAUGAGCCGGUCUCCACUGCACAAGAACAGCAUGCAGGAGCGGGCUGCGACCGAGAAUUUGUCCUCGUUGAGGAGUGGCUGCGACGAAGAUUUAUGCGUUUCGCUGCAUCUUGGUGAUAACGAAGCAAAGAGAAGGCGUUCUGAAGCAUCAACUAGCACUGAGGAAGCUCAGUGAAGUAGAUUAUUUACAUGAGCUGGAUGAACCUGCUUGUUAAAAGAUUCAAUCAUUUUUAAUUAGUCCCUUUUUUCUCACCGGGUAACGUGUUGUUUGUAACAUUUAUGAUACUGUAUUUUAUGCUUAGAAGCUGAGACAAUGAGCAAUGAUCUUUGUGGAGUUCGCUGUCUAUGAAAGUGAAUCUGUGGUUAGAGACAGAGAAGAAAAGUUUGUCUUGGUGUCUAGUUGAUAGCUUUCCAACUCCUCCUUUUUCUAAAA
Arachis stenosperma is the source of this 2315-nucleotide messenger RNA. RefSeq names its product protein NARROW LEAF 1-like. The transcript is spliced from 7 exons. The record is from RefSeq and is a predicted model, not a curated record. The coding region runs from base 249 to 2057 and encodes 602 amino acids. NCBI's taxonomy places the organism in Eukaryota, Viridiplantae, Streptophyta, Magnoliopsida, Fabales, Fabaceae.